Messenger RNA from Oncorhynchus gorbuscha (pink salmon), 1550 nucleotides. RefSeq names its product proline-rich extensin-like protein EPR1. NCBI's taxonomy places the organism in Eukaryota, Metazoa, Chordata, Actinopteri, Salmoniformes, Salmonidae. The record is from RefSeq and is a predicted model, not a curated record. Bases 102 to 1040 code for a protein of 312 amino acids. The transcript is spliced from 6 exons.
UUGAGCCGCACAACAGUACCUGCAACUUGCCUGGAGCAGUCUAUUCAGACAGUGGGACAAACUAUCUGCCAACUCAAUGCCCAUUCGUAAGGGUGGCAAGGAUGAUUUCUCAGGUUCUCCUGACGGGGACACUAUGUUGCCUACUCCCAGGUUUGCUGGAUGCUACACCACUGAAGGCUAGAGCUGUGAGGGAGGUCAGCAUCGACUCUGCCCAGGCUCGUGGCUUCCUGUCUCAGUCACGCCCCAAACGGAAUGUCGAUCACAAGUGGCAUGGCGGCACGCCUGAUUUCCAGUCCUACUACAAAUUCUACAACAGCAUCGGCCAUAUUGAAGGACUGUAUGAGAUUGACAGGAUCAGGAUGCUGUAUCAGCAGAUGCGUCACCUGGAGCAGCAGGUCUAUGGGCCAGACGCCUCCAGCUACCAGAAUGCCCUGGGUGUGAUAACCCCACCACCCACCACCAUAGCUCCUACUACCACCACACUGCCUGCUACCACUCAGCCCACUCCUACUACCCAAGCACCACUUUCUUUUACUAAGACUGACGUCCUGUAUCUGUGUAACCCCAAAGACCCCCUCUGUAAAGCUCACAUCGUUUACCUGCCUGCAGGGGCCAUCCCAGUCCUCUGUGACCCACGCUACAACCCUGCCUGCAAACCCCAAACUGCUACGGUGGUCAUUGCUGCUGUACCUAUGGAGCCAGCUCCUGCAGCACCUCUGGAGCCAGCUGUUGAAGCACCACCUCCACGAUCUCCUAAGAAGUCUCUCCAACCUCCUCGUCCUCCUCCCAUCAUCAUUAAAGGGAUGGAGUAUGACUGUGACCCUUACUGGGACCCUGACUGCCUGAUCGAUCACCCACCUCGCCCUGUCAAGGCGACUGAGCCACUACCACCACCCCAUACACUCCCCGUUGUUGUGGAGAAGAAGGUGAAGGAAGACGUUGCUCUUGAGGAGACCAAAACACCUUUUAACCUGCGUGAUUUUCGGCGUGACAUAUUUGACCCUUACCGCUAUUCUGACCAAGCCCCUGACCUGCAGUAGACGAAUAAAAGAACAGAAAAUUGACAUACAAAUAAAACAGUAGUGUUAGUUUACAACCGAAGGUCAGUAAACAAAUACAGGUAGAACAAAACCAUAACAAGCCUGACAAAAUCUUGUAUUCAACGUGUGUAUGUGAGCCUGUUAUUUUCCUUAACAUUAGGACAUUUGUCUGGGUGUGGACUCUACGAGGUGUUGAAAGCGUUCCACAGACACAGUUGUCAUGUUGGCUGGAUGUCCUUUUGAUACACACGGGAAACUGUUGAGCGUGAAAAACCCAGCAGCGUUGCAGUUCUUGAAACACUCAAACCGGUGUUCCUGGCUCCGACUACCAUACCCCGUUCAAAAGCACUCAAAUAUUUUGUCUUCUCCAUUCACCCUCUGAAUGGAACACAUACACAAUCCAUGUCUCAGUUGUCUCAAGGCGUAACAAUUAUUCUUUAACCCGUCUCCUCCCCUUCAUCUACACUGAUUUGAAGUGGAUUUAACAAGUGACAUCAAUAAAGGAUCAUA